This is a messenger RNA of Humulus lupulus (European hop), 1612 nucleotides long. RefSeq lists its product as uncharacterized. Bases 215 to 1312 code for a protein of 365 amino acids. Lineage: Eukaryota; Viridiplantae; Streptophyta; Magnoliopsida; Rosales; Cannabaceae. The record is from RefSeq and is a predicted model, not a curated record. The transcript has 7 exons.
GAUUCAUGUUAGAGAAUUAGGAGGGCAUCCCUCCAUUUUUCCUCUGCCAAACAAAUAAUUUUCUCUCCUAACCUCUCUAUCUUUUUCAAAACAUAGAAAGACUAUAACUUUCCACUCUCUCUCCCUCCUACUUCUACAUCCACUGUACUCUCUCUUCUUAGUGUUUAGGAACAAAUAAAGAGAUAAGAUACCAGAGAAGAGGUAGAGCUUAGCAAUGGGAGGAACUGUGUUGGAGUUGUUUGAAGUUGGGCCCUGCAAAGAUGCCUACCAGAUGGGCUUUCUAAUAGGCCAAAGGUUUGCAAACCAGAUUAGAAGCAGGUUGGGCAAUGAUCUCAUUCUCCAAAAUCAGCUUCGCCCUUUUGCACAAUCCUCACAAUCACAGCCGUUGAUUCAAGCUCUCUCUUCCAACAACCAAAAGAGGUUCCCAAGAUAUUGGGAUGAGCUUGUGGGUUUGGCAGAAGGUAGUGGUGUGGCUGCUCUUGAUAUAAUACUGAUUAACUUCAGGAAAGAGAUUCUUCCAUUUCUUCCUAAGACAGAGUUGAGCAAUGUUCCUACUGUGGAUGAUGUCUCAGAUGACUGUUCUGAUGUUAUUGUUAUUAGUGAUUCCAUGGCCAUUGUUGCUCACAAUGAGGAUGCAAAUAUUGCUCUAAUUGACCGCACAUAUUUGAUCAAAGGAUCUCUUUCAAAUGGGUUAUCAUUCCUUGCUUACACAUACGCAGGAGAGCUCCCAAGUUGUGCUUUUGGGGUCAACAGUCAUGGGCUAGCAUUUACGCUGAAUUCGGUUCCACCAUCUGAAAAUGAGAUUGAAGCUGGAGGAAUAGGGCGAAACUUCAUUUCGCGAGACCUACUCGAAGCAACAAGCAUUGAGGAUGCAUUAUCCAAAAUCCGUUCUUCAGAAGUCUCUGUGGGGCAUAGUUACAAUCUAAUCGAAAUAGGGAGGCGUAGGAUUGUCAACGUGGAAACAGCGUCCAGAAAUCGAGUUUCGAUCCAUGAGAUUGGCAAAACACCAUACUUUCAUGCAAACAUGUAUCUCCAUCUUCAGGUUCCUCAGUUGCAAGAUGAGAACUCAAUAAGCAGGCAAAGAAAAGCAGCUGUGCUACCAAAAAAUACAACAGAAGAAAUCCUAGCAGUUCUUGGAGAUUCAGAAGAUCCAAAAUACCCCAUCUACAUGACAGGUCCAACGCUCUACACUUUAUGCACAGCUGUAAUAGACGUAGACCAGCAAACACUGUCGAUUAUUCAAGGAAAUCCACAUAAAAGAGAAGUUUCACACAUCUUUGAUCUGUCUUCUAGAGAUUUCAAGCGGCUAUAACAAAAAGCUUAUAGCAAAUUAUUACCUUUAAAGAUUGUAUUCAAGAAGACAUGUUUCUGGAGCUCCUAUGCACGUUCAUAAAGGCCCAACAUGUGCCCAUCAACACAUCUCAUUGCUGCAACCUGAUCACAAUCAAAUUAUUUCAUAAUUUUUGAACUCUGAAUAACAUUGUAAUGAAGCACACAAGUCAAUGACUUUCAUUUCUUCCCUAUUUAAGUAUUUUGUACUACCUUUCCAUGGAUCUCAUAUUUGAUUGGACCAUCUAGUUCAGCUCCUAAUGCCAUUAAUUUUGUUACUGUA